AUGGGAGCGGCGACAAGGAAGAUUGUCGGUUGCAUUCAUCCUUCCGCCCGGGUGCUUCGCGACUUCGCUCGUACGAGAGUGGCUNNNNACCGUCUCGACAAUUUCCGUCUCGACCCAUAA
Perkinsus marinus ATCC 50983 is the source of this 120-nucleotide messenger RNA. RefSeq lists its product as hypothetical. Bases 1 to 120 code for a protein of 39 amino acids. The transcript has 2 exons. The record is from RefSeq and is a predicted model, not a curated record. Lineage: Eukaryota; Perkinsozoa; Perkinsida; Perkinsidae.